Messenger RNA from Musca domestica (house fly), 6362 nucleotides. RefSeq lists its product as uncharacterized. The transcript has 7 exons. Gene Ontology annotation, biological process: calcium-ion regulated exocytosis; regulation of dopamine secretion; regulation of calcium ion-dependent exocytosis. The record is from RefSeq and is a predicted model, not a curated record. The coding region runs from base 188 to 2728 and encodes 846 amino acids. Gene Ontology annotation, molecular function: calcium ion binding; calcium-dependent phospholipid binding; clathrin binding. NCBI's taxonomy places the organism in Eukaryota, Metazoa, Arthropoda, Insecta, Diptera, Muscidae.
GUGUGACAGACGACAAUGGCAGUAGAUAACGGACUUGUCAAUGGAAUGCACGCAUAGACGGUGCUAACGGACGUGAUUCGAGUUAAUGAAGAGGCGGAGCAUGUUGAUGGCUAACGUUUGGUGUGAAAUGUUUGACAGCUGUUGUUGAGAAACCGAAGAGCAGAAAUACUAAUAACAAAUACUGACAAUGGAUGAAUCAUCAUCACUGACCCUAACCAGUUCCAUAUUGAUAGCAUUAUGUUUGGUCAUAUUUGGACUGUUAUUGUACCGUUACUUUGGCCACCGUCAGGCGAUAUGGUCACGCUCAUACAAGGAGGAAAAAAUUGGCCUGUCGGCACACAAGCUAUUCAAACCCAAUGGAUAUAUGAUUCACUCCGGCUCGGAGUUGCUUCUCAGUUCAAGUGGUAGCUUCAAACGUUUCGAUACUGUCGACAAAGACUCCGUGAAAAAUACCCAACAUCAGAACUCACCCAAACAUGCCACAACACCGCUGUGGAAUUUAGGACAAAAUGAUUUGGAGAUACCACCACAACCGUUGAGGCCAGCUCCAGCACCCGGGCCACCGGCGGCAGCAUCAUCGCCAGCUGGCGGCAGCAGUCAAACAAAAAUUGUCACCUUCUCCUUGCAGCUGACAAAUGAAUGUCCGGCGGGAAUAUCGAAUCAGGAGCCCAUCAAUAUUUUCCGCUCAUCAAAUGGAGUUUCAGCGCUAAAACAUAGCAGUCCCAUAGAAAUUCCACCACUGGAGGCACCACCAAAACCAAAGGCAACAACGAAUCACAACAACAUUAAUCCGGGUGGCAAUGGCCAUGGAAACGCUGGCAUUCCAGCAACGGCCAUACCACGACCUGUAGUUAAAAAAUCACCUCAACAAAAUGGUUUUUCCUUAGAAGACAAUCCUUAUAGCUUUAAAAGUUCUGUUAUGCGCCAGGACAAACCCCCCUUGCAGAGGGCCAAUACCAACAUCUUUAGCAGUAGUAUGAGUAAUAGCAACAACAGCAACAACAAUACAAAUCCUUUUCUAGAAAAUACAGCAAAAACAAACUGCAACAAUGCCUUAAAUAUCAAUCAGAUACCAACAACAACUACAACAAUGACCAAUGACGACAUACCUGAACCAAAAACAACAUCGGCAACAACAACAACGAUUCCUGCUAAUCCUUUCAUUGAGGAAACGAAAUACCACACCAUCUCCUCGUAUCGCAAACCAAGUUUAGCCUCCCACAACGAGAUACCACCACCACCCUCCUCGGCAUCGUUUACAUUUCGCAGCCGCUCCUAUUCGCAAGCCGAGGUUCCGACCAAGGACGGUGAUGAUUCCCCCAUAAUUUCAUUGAAAAAUUUGGCCAAUGUUUUCCAAAACCCCGGCCAAUCUCUACCGAAUCCUGGCAAUCCUUUUGCCCAUGUGGCGCGCAAAAUCAAAGGACCACACAUGUUGCAAAAGACAAUAUCGGAAGAUUUUCUAUUUCGGAAAUUUGGUUACAGUGGUUUUGGUGGCAGAGGUGGGGAAGCGGCCCAAACGAAUGGUCUCAAUGGCCAGCAUGUUAAUGGCAAUGAUAUGGGAAAUGGCGGCUCGGGGUCAUCGUGGAAUUUUAGCCGUUUCCUGAUGCAGGAGGACACGCCAUUUGGCUUGUGGCGUCGCAAUAGUUCGCAGACUUCGUUGAAUUCGGGCAGCAUGACUUCUCUGGUGGAUGGUGGCAAAUUGGAGCGUGCCAUAUCCUGUGAAUCGGUGGAUUCGGAUUAUGAAUCGUUGGGCUAUAGCAAUGAUUUUGAUCAGUCGACCUAUACACAGAUUACGGGGUAUCUAUGUGUGGGACUGAACUAUGAUAAAAAUUCAAUAACACCCCAGGGUGUGGAUCUACAGGUUAAUAUUCUGGAAGCCAAGGGGCUAAUUUUACCAUUCAAAGUGGAUUCAGUAGAUACGUUUGUUCGAGUCUAUUUGGUGCCGGAUCAGACGGGAUCCCUGCAAACAAAGGUCGUGGAGGACUCCUCAACCCCGACGUAUAAUGAAGCUUUACAUUUCUGGCUCAGCAAACACUAUGCCCGGCAUUCGUUGUGGUUCCACUUGUUUCACAAUGGCAAUGCCCACACAUUAAUAGGCGAAGCUGAAAUGGAAAUUGGUGAAAUACCCAAACCCACAACGACAUGGAUACCCUUGACCGAUUCCCGCAAAGUGAAUGCCCAAUGGGGUGAACUAAUGUUUUCGCUUUCAUAUUUGCCGACGGCGGAACGCAUUACCAUUGUGGUGGUCAAGGCCCGUAACCUGCAACUGAGAGUGCCUAGCAAAAGAAAUCCGGAUAUUAUGCAUGACAUACAAAACAUUUUCGUUAAGGUCUAUUUGAUGAACAACGACAAAAAGGUUCUCAAGAAACGAACUUCGCUGAAACGCAAAGAUCGUUGCCCAGUUUUCAAUGAAUUUGUGAUAUUCAGUUUGCCGCCACAAAGUCUAACCACGGCUCAAAUACGUCUAACCGUCUAUGGGACAACACAGGAUGAUCCGGCAACGGUAACGCCUCUGGGUCAUGUUUUUGCCGGCAGUACAUGUUCGAAUGGCAAGGGUUUACGGCAUUGGCAUCAAAUGCUUUCAUCUCUAAGGAAACCGGUAGCCAUGUGGCAUGUUUUGAGGCGUGGCGGUUCCACAAUGAAUAAAUCAGGAAUCGAGGGCGAUAGCAGUGGUGUGCAUGUGCAACACUCCAGUAUUCAAUGUGCCAAAAGGAAUAGUGUAUUCUAAGCAAGCAAGUACAGUUCAAAGAAGAAACAAAUGAGGGAAAAAAUUUAAAACACCACUUCAAUGGAUGGAUGUGGUUAUGUUUGUUUACUCAUCAGUAGAAUUGUUGUGUUUUUUGAAUUGAUAAAGGAAUUGAUUACACAAGGAUUUUAUAAACUAAAUAUGAAAUCCUUUUUUGUUGACAAUAUUAUUAUUACAAGCAAACAAACAAAAACUACAUAUUUCGUAUUUAAAACAAUAACUUAAAUUAUGUAACUAGAAUAAUGUGCCAUUGUUAAGUAAUCAAAUAUUUGGAAUUUCUAAGUCCUCCCCAUUCUUUCUAUUUCAAUCUAACGCCAUAAAGUCCAAGUGAGCUGAAACCCCUUUUAUCCUCGACUGCGGAAACUAUAGUCAAAACUUUUUUUAUGUUUAUUGAAUGAUGAAAUGAAGAUUAGUUUGUCGCCAUUUUAAAAUAGAAUGGCUUUCGUUUUUAAAAUGAUAAUCUCGGUUUUAUUUGAAAUUUCAUUUUUUGUAAAUUUCAAUCAAAAUUAUAUCAAUGGAAAAAAUGUAGGUUUGUUGGGCGCCAUUUCGAAAGAUAUAGCCUUUAGUUUCUAUUUUCGAAAAAAAGUCUCGAUUUGGUCCGAAUUUUUAACAUUUUGAUAUAUUUCUUAGAAUUUAGAAAGAAUUUUCAACAUUUUUAUAUAUUUUUCUGAUUUUUAGUUAUUUUAUUCGACUUUUAUUUUAAAUUAUUUCAAUGUAAGUUUAAUAAAAUUGAGAUCGAGGUCUUAAAGAAUAAUUUUUUGGAAUAAUUUGUAUAUUACUUCUUAGAAUUUAGAUGGUCAAUAUAUGCCAAGAAUUGUGGUAUUAUUUAAUUUACACAUGAUUUUUCUUAGGUACUUUUUAUACCCUACGCUACGUAGUGUUAAGGGUAUUAUGUCUUUGUACAUUUUUUUGUAACAUGGAGAAGGAAGCGAGAUAUACCCAUAGUUACUUUCGAGGAUCUUCAUUGAAUCACUUUCUAUGUCGAUGUAGGCAUGUCCACCCGCCUGUCCGUAACUCCAUGUAUUCUUGUGAACAAAAUGCAGGUCGCAUUUAUUAACCGAUUGAGAUGGAAUUUUCCAAACAAUAUUUGUUUGGCCCAAGGACGAACCCUUUUGAAAUUGGUUAGAAUCGGUUCAAAUUUAUAUAUCUCCACCCGAUUUCGGGUUAUCGGGUUGUGCACCAAAUGUCCAAUAUCGGUCCAAAAGUCCUGAAUUUUGGAACAUCCAAUCGAAUUCAGUCCAAAUGCACGUACAUACAGUGACAAAUCGGUUCAGAUAUAACUAUAGCUUAUAUAUAUAUGUUUCAUCCGAUUUUGUGUUUAUAUCCCUCACAAACGUAAUAUGCAUCCGACAGCAAUGAUAUUUUGUACCAGAUAUCAGGUACAGCUCUGAAAUAAGUGUAUCAAAUUUUAUAAAGAUCGGAUCUGAUUUGAAUAUAGCUCCCAUAUAUAUCUUCAACCGAUUUCAGGUUAAUUGUGCACCAAAUGAACAAAUUAAGUUGAAAUAACCUGAAUUUUGGUACAUCCGACCGAAUUCAGUCUAGAAGCAAGCUACCUAUAGCUCCCAUAUAUAGGUUUCAUCCGAUUUGGUAUUCAAAUCCCUCGCAUUAUUAAUUUGCAUUCGACAACAAUGAAAUUUGGUUCCAGAUAUAUUAUAGAGCUCGGAAAUACCUCUGCUAGAUUUUAUCGAGAUCGGAUCAGAUUUGGAUUUAGCUCCAUCUUCAACCGAUUUCGGAUUAAUUGUACAUCAAAUGGCCAAUAUAUGUCCAAAAGUUGGUAAUUGGCGACAAAAAAUUGCAUUUUCAAGGAAAUUCCCAAUUUCGGAAGAGAGUCGGCCUUUGUGCCCCCACUUUUGCUACAUCGGUGGCAGUGAUACCAGAAAGCUUUAAACAGAAUGAGAUAUAACAUUCCAUAAUUGUAUCAAUACUUUUUGAAGCGUCGGGCACCACCACCAAUUGGGCAACAGUUCUGAUGCCAGGAAGAAUAUUUCAAUUUCAUUGCAAAAUCCCUUUAGCUUUGCAGGUGAAAUAGCAUUUAUGAUACCUACUUUUUCCGCUCGGAACUAUUUUUUGGUGGGAAUUUUUUUUAUGCUAGGAAAAAAGAAAAAUGCUCCAUGGAAUUGUAAAGGGAUUAAUCCUGCCCUCGUUUGUAAUUUGACAUAAAUAUGUCAUGCUACUAAUGCCAUAGUAAAAGGUGAGAAAACAUAAGAGGAUUUUUUCUGUCAUAAUUUUCGUUCAUAGUUUCGUUAAUUUUUAAAGCCAUAUUUUUAGUCAUCUGAAACUAUUUGUGUCAUAUUUGCACUAAAAUGUUUGAUUUUUAUAAAUAACAUGUUCAUUUCUUCAAAUAUUUACCUUUGUAUUUAUUACAUUUACCAUAACUGCCUCUCAAGGGUAUAAAGUAUUUAAAUCAAAGCUCUAUCCUCGAAAAAACAUUUCAGCUCAUUGGACGUAAGGCAUCAUAGGUCAAGUUUACAUUUUCGCCAUAUAUCAUGUUAAAGUGUUCGUUCAAGAUUAAUUUGACAUAAAAUACCCGAAAAUAUAUGCCAAAUAUAUUAUGAUAGAUCGUUAACCACGGUGAAGGUAUCCAAUGUAAACGUAACCUUAAAUUCCUCAAAAUAACCAAUCUAACUGCCUAAUGAAACUUAUCUAUUGAUGAGUACUACUGCCUCUCUCUCUCCCUCUGUAUGAGUUUUUACAAAACAAAUUAUAUUAAGUACAGGUUAAUCGUUUAAUAUUAUUAUUAUUUUAAUAAAUUAAAAAGAAUAUAAAAACCAAUAAAUAUUUCUAUAUGAACUACAUAAAUAUUUAACCAUUUUUUUAAAAAAAUUAAAAUUAGAGAAUUUACACCUGUUAUUUACUACCACUCACCACGUAUACUCACUGAUCUCACUGAUUUAACAUAAACUGUCUGUCUCUCUCUCUACUUCUCUAUCAAUAUAUCUCUUUGCAUUUAACUCUCAGUCCCCUCUGUUAUAAUCACUAUUCUAUACAAAUUUCUAUUGAAAAAAUACACAUUACAAACAAGCGAUAUAACUAUAAAAAUAUAAAUAUUAUUAAAUAAAAAGCGAUGAAAAUAUUAUGACCAAAAACCAAGUUUUUUAUACCUAACAUAAUUGCUAAACAAAUGAAUUCAAAAUAAAACUAAAUGUUGUUGAAAGUAUCUAAUACGUGUUAAAUUAUAAUUAUUAACAAUAACAAAAAUCUAUAUUAAAUCAAAAUAUAUUGAAUGAAAUACAUAUUUAUUAUUAAUACAUGCAAAACAAUAUUUACCUUAAAAACUUACAAAUAUUUAUGACAAAAAAAAAGGAAAAUGAAAAUCAACUAAUGGCUUAAACUGUGAGAAUUUUUGAGUUGUUUCUUCUCUCAAUGCCAAAUUUAUUUUUUUAUUUUUCUUUUUUAAUAUCUUGAUUCUGAGAAGAAAAUAAGAAUAUUUUCUUUUAGAACACUGUUGGCAUUUAUUUAUAACUUAUAAUAAUAUUUAUAUAAUUAUAUGUCAUUAUUUAUAAUAAUAAUUUUUACGAUAUAUAAAAAACUUGUUUUAUUAGCACCAACGAAAAGUUAUAAAAACAAAUGUUCAUGGAACUUAGUUAUGGGAAAUGUUGGUCAUGGAAAUGGACUU